Molecule: messenger RNA, 3341 nt
Organism: Leptosomus discolor (cuckoo roller)
Lineage: Eukaryota; Metazoa; Chordata; Aves; Leptosomiformes; Leptosomidae
Source: RefSeq, a predicted model, not a curated record
UUUUUUUUUGCCUUCCAUCUUUUUAAAACAAGAAAAUGGAGCAUCACAUAGGAAAUCUUAAUCCUUGUACUGGGUCCGUGUGUCACAUCUGAAUUGUGUUGUACUAAUUCUCUAAGUACCAACUCAGACCAUCUCCUUGAUGCACACUCACGGCAUCAUGGCCAGUACUCAGGAGCGCCUGAGCUUGUCUUCCUCUCCAAACUCAGUCGGCAAAGCUUUCUGUGAAGACAAAGACUUUAGUAGGUUACAUGAUGAACAUGGACCUACUGGAAACCAGCCAUCCCCUGAGCUCAUAGAGGAUGUGCGUGAGAAGGGCUUGCUGCAGGCAGACCUCAUCGAAAACAUGAGCAGCCCGGUCACUGCAGCAGUGCUGACCAGCAUCAGCGAGGACUCUAGGGACCAAUUUGAGAACAGCGUGCUGCAGCUACGAGAGCAGGAUGAGUCUGAAACAGCCAUUCCUCAGGGCAACAGGAACACUAUGGACGUAGAGAGCAACAGUGGAGCGGAUGAUGUUAAAGUCCAGUUCAAUAGAUCAGGCAGUGGGAGUGGUGGGUUUCUUGAGGGACUUUUUGGUUGUCUGAGGCCUGUGUGGAACAUCAUAGGCAAGGCAUACUCCACAGACUACAAGCUGCAACAGCAAGAUACCUGGGAGGUCCCGUUUGAGGAGAUCUCGGAGCUGCAGUGGCUGGGCAGUGGUGCGCAGGGAGCUGUCUUCCUGGGCAAGUUCCGGGCAGAGGAGGUGGCGAUCAAGAAAGUGAGAGAUCAGAAUGAAACGGAUAUCAAGCACUUGCGGAAACUUAAACAUCCUAACAUCAUUGCAUUCAAGGGAGUGUGCACUCAAGCCCCAUGCUACUGUAUUAUCAUGGAGUACUGUGCACAUGGACAGCUCUACGAAGUCCUGCGAGCAGGGCGGAAAGUCACUCCUCGGUUGCUUGUGGAUUGGUCCACGGGGAUUGCAAGUGGGAUGAAUUAUCUGCACCUUCACAAAAUCAUCCAUCGAGACCUCAAGUCACCAAAUGUUUUAGUUACACACACAGAUGCAGUAAAAAUUUCAGAUUUUGGUACAUCUAAAGAACUCAGUGAUAAAAGUACCAAAAUGUCUUUUGCGGGAACUGUGGCUUGGAUGGCCCCUGAGGUGAUACGCAAUGAGCCCGUCUCUGAAAAGGUGGAUAUCUGGUCAUUUGGGGUAGUUUUGUGGGAGCUGCUUACAGGAGAGAUUCCCUACAAGGAUGUGGAUUCUUCAGCCAUAAUUUGGGGAGUGGGCAGCAACAGCUUGCACCUUCCUGUCCCUUCCACCUGCCCAGAUGGCUUCAAAAUCCUCAUGAAGCAGACCUGGCAGAGCAAGCCCCGGAAUCGUCCGUCCUUCCGGCAGACACUGAUGCACUUGGAUAUUGCAUCUGCUGAUGUGCUGGCUACUCCUCAGGAAACGUAUUUCAAAUCACAGGCUGAAUGGAGAGAAGAAGUGAAGAAACAUUUUGAGAAAAUUAAAAGCGAAGGAACUUGUAUCCACCGGCUAGAUGAAGAAUUGAUUCGUCGUCGAAGAGAAGAGCUGAGACAUGCAUUAGAUAUCCGUGAACACUACGAGAGGAAGCUGGAGCGAGCCAAUAACUUAUACAUGGAGCUCAGCGCUAUUAUGCUGCAACUGGAGGUCCGUGAGAAGGAGCUCAUAAAGAGGGAACAAGCAGUGGAAAAGAAAUACCCUGGGACUUAUAAACGCCACCCAGUCAGACCAAUAAUCCACCCCAAUACAGUGGAGAAGCUGAUGAAGAGGAAGGGAGUCUCUCAUAAACCAGGCAGCCAGACUAAACGGCCAGAUCUACUGAAGUCAGAGGGCAUACCCAGCACAGAAGCAGCAUCCAAUGGCUCACCAGUCUCAGGGAGUCCCAAAAUGUCAACACUGAGUGGCAAAAGCCGCUACCGCAGUAAGCCACGUCACCGCCGAGGGAACAGCAAAGGCAGUUACAAUGAUUUUGCAGGGAUCUUGAAAAACCAGCCAGUGCAAGAUGAUGCACCUCCACCUCAUAAUCAUUCUCAUCACCCCAGCCUACCGCAGCAACCUGGCCAUAGCCAUCCCCAUGGUCAUCACUCACGGCUUCAUGCCCACGGACAAGAUAUUGCCAACUGCGCAAACAACUUAAGGUACUUUGGCCCUGCAGCAGCGCUGCGGAGCCCGCUCAGUAACCACGCGCAAAGGCGGAUGUCUGGUUCCAGCCCUGAUCUCAUCUCUGCUGCCAUGGAAGCAGAUUGCCGAAGGAAUCUGGAGAGCAAAGAAAGCAAAGCUGAUCAUUGGGAGUGUUGCAAAACAGAUCCGUAUAAUUCCUGUCUUCAGUGCAGGGAAGAGGACAGUGGUCAGGUACAGAUGUCAUCUGUUGAAACAGGGAUGAGCCAUUCUCAGUCACCAGCAUCUGUUUCCCUAUAUGAAAAUGCACAGUUCAUUGAGAAGAUGGAGGAAGAGGGCUUCAGCAACUGUAAGUCAGCGUCUGUCCUCGGCACUCCCCAGCACAUGGCUUCCUCAGUGCUACCUUGCAAAGCAAGACUGCUUCAAAAGAGUGGUGAUGACUCUUCAGAAGAGGAAGAGGGCGAAGUAGACAGUGAAGUGGAGUUUCCUCGUAGACAAAGACCUCACCGCUGCAUUAGCAGCUGCCAGUCCUACUCAACCUUCAGCUCAGAGAACUUCUCUGUGUCAGAUGGCGAGGAGGGGAACACAAGCGAUCAUUCGAACAGCCCGGAUGAGCUGGCCGCCAAGCUGGAAGAUGAGCUAGCUGAGAAGUUGGAGGACAUGUUGUCCCAGACUCCAGAGAUCCCCAUUGAAAUAUCCACCCAGUCCGAUGGGCUUUCAGAUAAAGAGUGUGCUGUGCGGAGAGUCAAGACUCAGAUGUCUCUAGGCAAACUUUAUGCUGAUGAACACAGCUGUGAGAACCCAGCACAGUUUGGAGAAUCAGACUGUGACUCUUCUGAAGGGGAGUGUUCUGAUGCCACAGUCAGGACCAAUAAGCCCUGCAGCUCUGCUACUUGGUAAUACAGAUCUCCCCCAAAGCUUCCUGAUACUGGCAUUUUGUUUUCCCUGGGAUUCCACUUCAUUCCCCUUCAUCACACUUUACAGGAAGAGAAGAUGCUUCUCCUUCCCACCCCAGGAGUGAUUUGCAAUAACCUGAAUCUCUGGAAAACGUCCAAAUGAAAUUAAUUCUCUUUGAGCAUUUCAAUCAAGAAUGGCAGGGAUGUAUUUUAUUGAAUAAUCUAGUUACUGUAACAUGGAUAUUUAUUUUUUUGACAUUUUAACACUUUUUACUGUAAAGAGUGGAUUGUAUUUAUAGACACACAGACUUGUUGCAAAAAAAAAA